Messenger RNA from Trifolium pratense (red clover), 1338 nucleotides. RefSeq names its product probable prolyl 4-hydroxylase 3. The record is from RefSeq and is a predicted model, not a curated record. The transcript has 8 exons. NCBI's taxonomy places the organism in Eukaryota, Viridiplantae, Streptophyta, Magnoliopsida, Fabales, Fabaceae. Gene Ontology annotation, molecular function: procollagen-proline 4-dioxygenase activity; L-ascorbic acid binding; iron ion binding. Bases 184 to 1041 code for a protein of 285 amino acids. Gene Ontology annotation, biological process: peptidyl-proline hydroxylation to 4-hydroxy-L-proline. Gene Ontology annotation, cellular component: endoplasmic reticulum.
GUUACGUAGAGUCAACAUAAGCAAGCGCACAGAUUCAUUCAAUUUUAGAAACAUAAGUCAAUGAAGACGUAGUACACGAUUAUCUUCAUUUAUUUUAUUUGAGUCAACCAACACUAAUCUAUUUUUUGUUAGGGUUUUCUAACAGAAUCAAUCAACAAACAAUUCAACGCUAUUUCAAAAACCAUGGCGAAAGGAAAGUAUACACGUUCACUAGGGAAGAAAUUAUCGACGGUUACGUUGAUUUUCUGGACUCUUUUCAUGCUUACAAUUCUCAUAAUCGUUCUACUUGCACUCGGAAUUCUUUAUCUUCCAAAUACAACCGAUGAUUCUUCAACCAUAACAGAUCUCAAUGGUUUCAGACGCAAAACCUCUGAAAGUUUGGUGGAGAGGAAGGAGCAGUGGACUGAAAUUCUUUCAUGGGAGCCAAGAGCUUUCAUCUAUCACAAUUUCCUGUCAAAAGAAGAAUGUGAGUACAUGAUCAAUCUUGCCAAGCCUUUCAUGGCAAAAUCAAGCGUUGUCGAUAGCAAGACUGGAAAGAGUACAGAAAGCAGGGUUCGAACUAGUUCAGGAAUGUUUCUGAAGAGAGGAAAGGACAAAAUUAUCCAGAAAAUUGAAAGAAGAAUUGCUGACUUUACCUUCAUACCAGUAGAGAAUGGAGAGGGACUUCAGGUUCUUCACUAUGGAGUUGGGGAGAAAUAUGAGCCUCAUUACGAUUACUUCCUUGAUGCGUUCAACACUAAGAAUGGAGGCCAACGAGUUGCUACAGUUCUUAUGUAUCUGUCUGAUGUUGAAGAAGGUGGUGAGACCGUAUUUCCUGCGGCUAAGGCCAACUUUAGUUCUGUGCCAUGGUGGAAUGAUCUAUCCGAAUGUGCUAGGAAGGGUCUAUCAGUGAAACCAAAAAUGGGUGAUGCUCUGCUGUUUUGGAGCAUGAGACCAGAUGCCACACUAGAUGCAUCUAGUUUACAUGGCGGUUGCCCAGUAAUUAGAGGAAAUAAAUGGUCUUCAACUAAGUGGCUGCAUCUUGAGGAAUACAAAGUAUAAGGAAUUGCCUGUGCAGUUUUUAAAGCGGAGAGGUGGUGGGCAACCGCAACGGUGGUGGAUAAUAUUGGGAUGGUGAAAGGGACGGUGUCGCGUUGCAAUUGCGGUGAUACUGUUGGGCGGCGCAUUGGUUGUGGUUAUCUAUGUGUUGGCCAUUUAAAUAGUCUUGUAACAGAAUAUUAAUGUAUUGUGUUCUUCACAGUUAUGUAAAAUUAGUUAACAUAGUAGUGUACAAGAAAAAUGAGCUCAAACGCUUUCCAUUUUAUUUUCCCAUAAUCAAGCCAGUUUUGUAUUUGUUUA